Messenger RNA from Anopheles cruzii, 1501 nucleotides. Its product is annotated as rho-related protein racC-like. Lineage: Eukaryota; Metazoa; Arthropoda; Insecta; Diptera; Culicidae. The coding region runs from base 266 to 835 and encodes 189 amino acids. Gene Ontology annotation, biological process: small GTPase-mediated signal transduction. The transcript has 4 exons. Gene Ontology annotation, molecular function: GTPase activity; GTP binding. The record is from RefSeq and is a predicted model, not a curated record.
CGGUCGUUCCGUGUAGAUUACUGCAUUCCGACACCGCUCACCGACCGUCCCCACGCCGCGUGUAAGGAACGCCGUAGGACGCAGGGCACGUUGCAAGUGCGCUCUGUGCGUUUAAUACACUAUGACGUUUCUCAUCGAGCGAAAGUGAAGGAAAUAGACCACUAUAGAGACCGCUAGGGGACGAAACAAGGCUAUUCGAAAGAUAUUAGAUCACCGAAGGGAGCUCACCAGGAGUCGCAGUGAAGAAACACACGAAAGCGGACCAAUGGCGGACCGGAUAUUGAACAUCGUGGUGGUUGGCGAUGGUGCCGUCGGAAAGACCUGUCUGUUGCACGCGUACACCGAUAAAUCGUUCAAGCAUUUCUACCAACCGACCAUAUAUGAUAAGGAAUCUAUUGAAAUGAUACUCGAUGGGCAGCGGUACACUAUCCAGCUGCACGACACGGCCGGCCAGGAGGAGUACGACAAAAUCAGACAACAAUUUUACAAGCGCGCCGAUUGUUUCCUUCUCUGCUACAGCAUCGACAACAGUGUUUCGUACGAAAAUGCGGCUACAAAGUGGAUCCAGGAGAUCAAAACGGAUCCACCCAUCCCGAUCGUGCUGCUUGGCACCAAGUUGGAUACGCGACGGGGUGGAAGCAAGGAAGUAUCGACGUCUGAGGGCGAAAAGCUGAGGCGUGCCAUCAACGCUAACUCGUUCGUCGAGUGUUCGGCCAAAGCGGGCACUAACGUGGAGCUGGCCAUCGAGGAGGGAGUCAGGGCGUGCCUGAUGGGCGUCCCGGAACCGCAACCCGAUGACCGGUGCUGUCCCUUCGACUGCUGCACCCAGUCGUAGCGUUUCUUUCGACGACAACGACGACGACGAAGAUGACGAUCGACCGAUAAAGACACUCGUAGGACGCCCGUAGGAAGUUUAUUGUUGCGACUACUAAUUUAAUUGAAUUUAUUUCCUAACCUAAACGAGGCUGAAAAGUAUGUACACACAACACUGCGAGGGGAGCGCGUUCGUUGCUUGUUUGCGGUCUUGUUUAAAGUUCACGGAGCUGCCUCGUCGUACGCUACACCACUGGGCCCGUCUUUUCGCUCUCACGGAAGAUAGAAUGUGUCAAAGUCAAUGAAGUGCCAACAGUGCUGGCCGCAGAAUAUAAGUAGUAAAACUAAAAGUAUCGUUCGUGAAAAUGCCAAACUUAAUGUCUAAGAAAACCAGCAACACUAAAGACAAAAACUGAAUACCACUUUUUUGGCAAACACACGACAACUCUUCCUAAUCGAAACACAUAGGCACAAGGUAACCAGUUGUUCUAGAAUAGUAAUAAACUAAUAGGAAAAGUUACGAAAUGAAAUUACGCGUUGAGCCUUUUAUAUUAUUUUGGCGAAAUCAAUAAUAAACGAAAAAAAAAAACAAGAUUGAUACUCGUCAGCAUGGAGAAAAGUUGUAAAAUAGUAGCAAGUAGUAGUAAGUAGCAAGCAGUUGAGGUGUUUCGUCUUCAUUUGAUCACAU